AUGCCGCUGGGCCUGAACCCCCAUCAAUAUCGUAUGGGCCGCAAAAACUUUUCUCCCUUCAGUGGGCAUCUCGUAGCACCAAAACAAUCUGAAAAACCAUUUGACACUUUUUUUAUUGUCAAGCGAAUUUCAACUGAAAAAGAAACUUUCCAUUCCGUUUCACCAUUUUUGGUAGAAAAAUCUUUAACUACAAGAAUUGGAGAAGUUGCAUCUGUUCGGAAGCUUCGAUCGGGUGACUUACUCGUCGAAGUGUCAUCGCGACAACAGUCUAACAAAAUUUUAAAAUUAAAAUCUUUUGGACAAAUACCGGUUUCUAUUACUCCUCAUAGCUCUAUGAAUUCCUCGAAAGGGGUUAUUACCUGCGGGGAGUUAUUUAAUGUUACUUUGGAGGAAAUUACCGAGAAGUUGAAAAAUCAGGGAGUGACACAUGUCCGGCGCAUAGCAAUCCGACGUGAUGGACAGCUACUUAAUACGAAGCACUUAAUUCUGACAUUUCACUCGCCAAAACUGCCAGAUUCAAUUAAGACCGGCUACUUGAAAUUACCCGUAAGACCUUACAUACUAAAUCCUCUAAGAUGCUUCAAGUGCCAGCGUUUUGGCCACUCAAAGACUAACUGCCGCGGGACUUUGACUUGCGCCCGUUGCGCAGUAGAUGGCCACGAGAGCACUGACUGCAAAUCAAAAGAAGCCCGUGUGAAUUGUAAAGGGGAUCAUACAUCUUUCUCACGAUCUUGCCCUAAAUGGAAAGUUGAGAAAGAAAUUAUAACAACUAAAGUGAAAAAAGAUAUAACAUAUCCCGAGGCCAGACGCUUGGUAUUAGGACAAAUGCCUAAGGAAGGUCGAACGUAUGCUUCUGUAACAAAGACACCCCUUGCAACUUCUAGUACACAAACCAAACAUGUUGUCAUAGUCUCUACUGACUCUGAUUCAGAUCAACUCUCCAGUCCUAAAAAAGAAAAUUCUGCCACAAAAUUAAAGAAGAAAAAGGUAUCCAAAUCACAAAAAGCUUUAACCUUGAAGAUUUCUAAAAAAGGCAACCAGCUAGGGGCAUUAAAAUCAAGGCGUUCUCUAGCUCUUGAUCUAGGCAAAGCUGGUCUUGCUACUAAAGAUUUACCCUCGUUGUUUGGUAAUCCAUCUACCACCGAGCUUUUAAAAAUUCAUCCUUCUGAUGAUGACGAUUUCCAAAUGAGUUGCGAAUUAUAA
Messenger RNA from Argiope bruennichi, 1203 nucleotides. RefSeq lists its product as uncharacterized. The transcript has a single exon. The coding region runs from base 1 to 1203 and encodes 400 amino acids. Lineage: Eukaryota; Metazoa; Arthropoda; Arachnida; Araneae; Araneidae. The record is from RefSeq and is a predicted model, not a curated record. Gene Ontology annotation, molecular function: nucleic acid binding; zinc ion binding.